AAAUCCAAGACACGAGCCCUACACUACUAUGUUCCAAAAGUUAAGUCCUACAGUGUACAAAAGUUCACAUUUACAGCAACGAGCUCUAUUACUCUCUACUCACACAGAAAAUUACAAGAGUUCUCAGAUCCCCAAUUAAUAAGUACAUUUAACUUCAUGAGUUAGUAUGCGGAGGAAAACGCUCCACUUCAAACUCAUGUUAAUUCUCUUCUCAGUUGUUUUCAUAAACACAGCACGGAGAAUCUAAUUUGGCUUUGUACCCAUUAAAAAAGAAAAGCUGAAGGAGAAUACUCUCUCUAGAAAGAAAAAUUCAGCGUUGAAGGCGGUGGUGAGUCAGAAACUAAAAGGAAGCCAAGGGAGUAAAGCAGCAUCCCAGAUAGAGCCAUAACUUUUGAACUAUAUUUGGGAAAGCACUGGCCAGGAAAAAAAAAAUGAUAAAAUUCUUCCUUAUGGUGAAUAAACAAGGACAGACCCGACUUUCCAAGUACUAUGAACAUGUGGACAUGAACAAGCGUACACUGCUGGAAACAGAGGUCAUAAAGACCUGCCUGUCUCGAUCCAGUGAACAAUGUUCUUUCAUUGAAUAUAAGGAUUUCAAGCUGGUCUAUCGGCAGUAUGCGGCCCUCUUUAUUGUGGUAGGAGUUAAUGACACGGAGAAUGAGAUGGCCAUUUAUGAAUUCAUCCAUAAUUUUGUGGAAGUUUUAGAUGCCUACUUCAGCCGAGUGAGUGAACUAGAUGUAUCCUUUUUCAAUAGUGACCUCCAGGGCAUGGGAGGGCAACUGUAGUUCCAAUGAG
This is a messenger RNA of Octodon degus (degu), 795 nucleotides long. It is a transcript of the gene Ap4s1, whose product is annotated as adaptor related protein complex 4 sigma 1 subunit. Gene Ontology annotation, cellular component: intracellular membrane-bounded organelle. The transcript is spliced from 5 exons. The coding region runs from base 432 to 785 and encodes 117 amino acids. The record is from RefSeq and is a predicted model, not a curated record. Lineage: Eukaryota; Metazoa; Chordata; Mammalia; Rodentia; Octodontidae. Gene Ontology annotation, biological process: protein transport; vesicle-mediated transport.